AUGAUGGAUGGUGGUGCACACCAUGGGGUGCCAUCGGAGGAACUUUUGCUAUUGUCAUCAGAUGACGAAAAUGAUGCUGACCUGGUUAUCGAUUAUCUGAGCGAAGAUCACUCCACUAACCUGAAAUGCAAGGAAUCGUCGGCUAGAUCGCCAGCCACCGCAGAGAGCAACGGGCAACGGUUUGAGGCUUCCCACGGUAACGACAUUGCCUCGGACGGAUUAGCAAACGGUAGCAAUAGUGAUACAGGUACAAAUAAUCACAAUAGUAUGGUGCCAAUCAUUAGCGUUACCCCGCACAGCCCUGGAGCUAAGUUUAAUUUUCUCGAGGACACCCUAAAUCAACUGCAAUGUAUCCGCGAAAGCGUAGCACACAUGAAAAAUGCAACAAUACAAAAUGCAGCCAUCGGUGGACUCGGCUCCACGGUAUCUUCUUCCAAAAUGUUCUGCUCCUGCCCGUCUCUACCCGAUCUUACCAUUUCGAACCCAAUCAACGUGUGGCCCCACCACCACGUGCUGUACGGGUUGAACAACGAUCGAAGAAAAUCAUGGACCGCGAUCGAAGAUCUAACAGAGUGCACAAAAUCAUCACAUAAAAGCGUUAGUCUGUCCAGUUUGGACAGUGAAGAGCAGGAGUCUCUACGGGCCGCCGAGCGACUGCACAAUCGCACCAGUAGAAACAGUACCGGUGGCAUCUCUACACACUCGCUAAAUGAAGCAGAAUUGGCCCGAGAUUUUGAGAAAGUGGUAGCGAAGCGCAAUCUGGUGCCAGUGGUUCCCAGAAUACCGCUGCAGAAAAGUAUAUCGACGCCAUCAAUAGCGCCAGUCCGGAAUCAGAGCGCGAAAGAGGACAACAUCGCCUCUGCGAGACAUCUUUCCGACAGUGAAGAUGAAACUCAUGAUCGAUCACUGCUUUGCGUGAGAGAUAAAAAUGAAGAAUAUACGGAGCAUCAUGAAAAGCGACGAAAACGUGGGUCAUUGUUCUUCCGGAAGAAGAAAGAUAAGGCAAAAACAAAAGGACAAUCUUCCGUCUGCGAUGCAUGCGGAGCCGUAAUAAAUUUGGCCACCUACAAAGAACAUGCCGUCGAGUGUAAAGCAAAAAUAGCAAAGAAAUAUUUCCAAGCCCAACCAAAACCAAGUUCCAACAAAAAGAGCUCCACAAACAGCCACAAUUCCUCGCAACACGAUGAUCAGGGUAGAGACUAUUAUGAUGGAAACGUGCAUAAUGAUAACACUAAUUACUCGGACGAGGUGCCACUGAUCAGGGACGAGUUUUUGCACGAAACUCCCAUCGGACCGCACGAUCUCGGGGCCGAACCGAUCCUGGGCGUUGCGCUCGACGAGCACGACUCUUGGAGUCCCAGCGUGCCGAAGGAGGUGGUAAAAACGUUGAAAGACAAACAGGUGAAACGUCAGGAGCACAUCUAUGAGUUUAUCAUGACUGAGAAACAUCAUGUUCAAACUUUACUAGUCAUGCAAAAGGUAUUUGUCGAAAGCCUGCAGAAGCACUUCAGCCACCUGAACCUGGAGCGGAUGUUUCCCCGGCUGGUGGAGCUGACGGAGCUGCACACGGGCUUUCUACGCAAACUGCGGCUCAAGCAGCGAGAACAUCACAUAGUCGACAGCAUCGCCGACAUACUGUUGGACUUUUUUUCGUCCAUGUCGGCGCAGAAACUGAAGAGUGCGUACGGUGAGUUCUGCUCGAACCACCGCUCCGCGCUCGACACGUUCAAGUGCUACAUGACCGGGGACAAUGUCUUCGCCGAGUGGUACAAGCACUGUCAGCAAAAUCCGCUGCUCAAGAAGAAAGGCAUACCGGAGUGUAUACUGUUUGUGACGCAACGGCUCACCAAAUAUCCGCUGCUCAUCGAUCCACUGCUGAAGAGCUCGCGCGAGGACAAGAUCGAGCAGGAAAAGCUGCAGAAGGGAAUGUCUCUGGUGAAGGAGAUUCUGGUGGACGUCGAUGCACGAGUCGCUGACAAGGAGAAGGAGGACCGUCAAUUAGAAAUCUUCAAGCGCAUCGACGCCAAGUCGUUUGCGAUAUUCAAACAGGAUAAAUUCAAAAAAUCUGACAUCAUAUCAUGCAACAGGAAGCUGAGAUUCGAGGGAGUGGCAACUCUUAUGCAGGGCAGAUCGAAGAUGCAAACCGUGCUUGUGGUCGUGCUGUCUGAUUGUUUGUUUUUCCUGUUGGAAAAUUCCCACAAGUAUUCGUUCUUCACCCCAGAAAAUAAGGCAAGCGUCGUGUCUUUGCAAAAGUUGUUGAUCCGAGAAAAGGCCGGCACCGAGUCGCGUGGCAUCUAUAUAAUUUCAUCCAACCCAGCGUACCCCGAAAUGUACGAGUUGAAGGUACAAAAUCCGAAGGAUAAAAAUGUUUGGAUUCAAUCGAUACGUGCUGCAGUUAUCGAUUGUCCAUCGGAUGAGUCGGAAACGGAAGAUUACAUGAGCAUGGAACAGCGACAGAAAAUGAUUGACUUGAAACAGGCAAACAUUCGUGAAAUUAUAUCGCUUGGAACAACUGAAUUGGAAGGUAAAAUGCGGCAGAAAGAUUUUGAACAAGCGAUAAUGCUGGAAGAGAAAAUUGCACUGCAGCUCAGCUUGCUCUUGGGUAACGAGCAGAACGUUGAGCAGCUCGGGCCGGCGGUCGAGUCAUUUAUCUCUAACUUCGGAUCCUACCGGGAUCUCAUCUCCGACGACUGUGAUACUAUAGAAAUAUGGAAACGGGUGUUGAACUCCAUUCAGGAAGUAAGCUCUCUGGCAUCAUCACUCUACACGGCCGCCACCGGGCUGCCACUGUCCAGAUCGAGCAGUUCUGUCGGCGAGCGACAGAGCGAACUGUACAUCUCACCGACGCUGCCGAAGCGUGCCGAAACGUUCGGUGGUUUCGAUGAACGGCGCUCCAAGCAGCUCAUGGGUGUCGGAUGCGGUGUCGCUGGGGCUGGGACACCGACAAACACGGCCCAUUCCCGCGAUGCUGUGCUCUCCACGCUGUCGGCCGGUUACUUUACCAAUCGCGAGACGUACGAAAAGCGAGAGCAGCUGCCGAACGUCGGUCACCAUCAAUCGUCACCUUCAACGGCAGACAUCGAAUCACUGCUGAUGCUGGCCAACCCGCACGGUAUUUUGCACGGUCAGCAGGCAAAGUUGCAGGCGGCAACCGAAGGAGGCUUAAUAUCGGCCGACUUAGCCAAAGAUCAGAACUACGCGGCUCUACACGUGUCCCACCACCUUCACACGUUGCUGUGCAUCAUUUCCCAACAAAUGACCACCAUUCAAAGCCUGCAGCAUCAGCUGAGCAGUUUCCGGGAAAAUCCCAAAACAUUGUACCGACACAAUGAUCAGCUCGAGGAGCUCCGGAACCUGCAGGAUAAGCUGCAGGAAGAGAAGACGGCCUGGCAAAAGCAGAAAGAGCACGAGGAGCGCGAACUGGAGGACACCAAGCAGUCGCAGAAAACGCUUCAGGCACAAAUUAGGGCCGAACAGGAGGACAUUAAGCAGCAGCGUGAGCAGCUGUAUCGAAAGAUGGAAAUUCUGUCCAGCCAAGGACUGCUACUGUCGCCCAGUGUUGCAUUACCCAUACCGACGGGAGUGGUCUCAGCACACGAGGACACUCAAAGCGUGUACGAGGAGCAUCAUGUGGACAGUGCGUUCGGUGGUAGCGCAACCGGCUCAUCGCUGGUCGGUUCUUCCGUCACAAUCGAUCGGAAAAAGGACAAAUGGCGAACGGCUAGCAUAACAAAAACGCCUCCAGCGAAUCUCGUCAGCGCUACGAAUGCAGCCAAGAUUAAUGCAACAAGCAUAAAGCAACAGCUUCCGCUGAAGCUGUCAUCGUUGUCAAGUACGAAGCAGGGGUCCUCGGCGAGCUCGGGUCUAACAAUGUCCCCGCUGAGUGGCAACGUCGGCAUGAGUGGGGCGGCGAGCGCUGCUGGCGUCACACAAAUGUUUCCUCUGAAGUUGGCAGACAAAAAGAUCUCCUCCAGCACACCAAACCAUUCACGAACCGGUAGCAGCCCUGCAGUGAUUCAGCAGCAAAUUCAAGUACAAUCCGGUAAUCCUGCCACAAGGACAAAUACCUACCCGAAAAUACCGGAACGUUUCCGCCUAAGAAGUUCGGAUAAUUAUCCGUCUCCAUCGAGCGUGGCCAGUUCACCAGGUGCACCAUAUCAGUAUUCGCCGCUUUCGGGCACUCUGCCACUUCAGCAGGCACCACCUUCGUCAGCUAGGGGCGUUGGCGGCCAGCAGUCCGAAGGUGGUGCUGGUGGUAUGUCACCGCUCUCUUCGCAUUAUUCCACGCACCACCAACACAAACCGGAUUCGGUUCCAUUGGCGAACCUGAAGGACGACGGCACCAAGGGCAAUAACAAGGAAGAGGAAGUGAUGUAUUUUUGAUACACACCGGUUGAGGUUGAGAUCUAAGACGGGGCACUGGAGCUGGCACAACCGUAAGUAACUGCUUCCUCUACGUCUUUUAACCCGCGCUAGGUGCGGGGGAUUUUCCCCUUCCGAUAUGGUGAACGAUGGCAUAGUGCCGAUGUGACAAAGUAAGGUGGGCGAAUGAUACAAGAGCUGUACUGUAACUUAACUCUUAAGCUACUAUGGCCUACAAAAAGUGUAGUAUAGUAUUUAAAAAUACCGAGUAUUAUUAGGUAUGAAUGUUCGAUAAUUGUCAAAACAAAACCGAGUGUAUAUGCUAGUAGCAGGUAGCAUCCAUGCGUUUUAUCUGGCGUGUUUAGUGGCCAACAAACGGUUCUGUCACGCUGUCGGGCGGGUGGAGAUUUUGAAUGGUUGUGCACCGUGGGAUGUCUGGGAGCGGCACACAGCUUUUGUACUGCAUGCAUAAUGUGUUUUAUAUGCCGAAGAAAUCCCAGAACCCCUCUUCACUAUCAGUUUCCUUCACAUGUGGGCUACUCCUUUACUGCUGUUAUUGUCGUCGUAGUUCAUCGCAUUUAGGUCAACGCCGUUGGCAGCGUUGUUUGUUAAACACGCAAAGUUAGUUCAAAACUGCCCCUCGAUCGUUGUGUACUUCACGUUAGCAGCAGCACAAUAGGGGACUAUGUGUUACUAAUGACUCGCUAGCUGACUUUACUGAUUGAUACUGUGAUGUGUAGGGUGUUGUGGCGUCCAUCUUUUUAGUACCUUUAACUGCGUGUGUUUUGACGAAACGUGUCCGUGCACAAAAGGAGCAGUUCUCUUGUUCCAUUAUAUGUUCUUUUACAACGUUCGUUCAUUUUAUGUUGUUCUUGUUGUUACGACGCCAAGCGAUAUUGACAACAGAUGUUCCAUGCUGAACAGAUGUUGGAACUUUGACUCUAAGACUGUGUACUGAUAAAAUACAAAUCAACUCCUUUUUAAACCAAGCGGCGGCGGGUCAGUUACUAUAAGGCGGUUGCGAUCAGUUUGUUCUCCGCUCUACUUUGCAUAUCGUCAGUAAUUUUAUGAUGCGCGCCCCCCCCCCCAUCUACGGCACGAAAUAUAUCGGCUGCCGGAUGUGUACUCUGUGAGCACCGUGUUCUCCAUCGUAUCAACCGUAAUCUAUGUUCUCGUAGACAUAUCGCCGCGCUAAGACUGGUUCUGUUGUUUCGUUUUUCGAGUCUUUUUUGUACAAAAUCUGCCAAAAACACAUUCCUCGAGAUUGUAUUCACACAAAGAGAAUCAUCUACGACGAAAAAAGCGAGUAAGAACGGCGCACACGGAGGAAAGUAAGAGAAAGAUGACACAAAGAUGAUGUGUGUGAGUGCGGGUGUGGUGUCCAGUUACACCGAAAACAUGCUCCGUUUAGCUAACUUCUUGACAAUACAAGUAAUGAAUUUUUAAAACUGAACAAGUAAAAACAAUGAAAAAUUACUAUAAACAAACAAAAAGGCAAAAAGAAAAACAAUCCAAUCAAAGAAUACUACCUAAGGUACACAAAAGAGAGAAACCCUGCUUAAGACGACUGACGGCCCUCGAACACGAAUUAGUAAUUGUGGUGGUCUGGUCAAAGACAGAGAGACAGAGAGAACGAUAAAAAAGAGAUAGAGAGAAAGAGAAAGAAAGAGAGAGUGGCGCGUAUAUGAAUAUUUAUCCGUAGUAGUCAUUGAAGAUUAAGAGAACCGCAUUAGAACUACUAUUAUACCACUCUUAUACAACAACAAUAAAUACGUGUACAUUACCAUUACCAGAGACUUAUUGCGUGUUGCGGCAGAUGAAAGCAAAAUUCUAUUUUUAUGGAAGUAGCUAUGUAUACACCCGUACAUACAUAUAUAUAUAUAUAUAUAUAUAUAUAUUGAAAGACAUAAAGCUAUAUCUAGGUUGUACACACAUAUACCUGCAUUCUAGAUCGUAUAUGCUGUAUAUGUAUCUGAAGCACGAGUAUAUAUGUAUAUAGGGUAUAUACACUGUAUGGGUACAUAUAUGGUCUAUACAUAUAGUAUAUAUGUAUAUAUUAAUCUAAACCAUAUUACAAAAGAAAGACUCUGAACUGCUCAAUCACUUUACACGAUUAUAUUUAUAGCGUCAAUCGCUAUCCCUCCAUUAACUACUGUUGGCCAAUGCUGUUAACAUUCCUCUUUCUACCGUUGUUCGACUUACUUCGACUUGUUAAAGAAAAAUAGUACAGUCCAUAAACCGAGAGAGGGGAACAUUGUUGUUCGAUUAACCAUUGUCAAUCAUUUUACUGUGGCAGUAAACAAAAAAUUCCGUUGCGUGUGCGUGUGUGUGUGUGUAGUGUAUUACGAUAAUAACGGUAGUGAGUUAGUGCGCGGGUUUUACACGCUUCUCUCCGCGACUUGUUGUUAUCUUGUUCAAGUGAUGAAACUUUUGCAUUUACUAUCGUAACUAAGUUUCCCGUACGUUUGGUAGUCCCAGCUGCUGUGCUGGAGUGUCCUUUAUCACAAAGUUGCGCCGAGGGUGUGCAGAGAACUUACAAAUCAGCGCGCACCGCCACACGCACAGACAGACAGACAGACGGACAGACUGUUGAACACUUUGGCCGGCGCUUGCAAAACUUCUGCCAACUGAAGAUGGUGUGUAAUUCAUGCAUGUUGAGUGUGCGCUAGCAGCUUACACAGGUGUACGAGCGACAAAAAGGCAGGAGAACAACAAAAAGGUGUCCGUGGUAUUUCAACGAAUCAAUAAUUUUUCCACUUUUAUGUAAAAGUAGAUUAGUAGAGGGUAUAAAGCCGCAUCACAAGCCUCUAAAGUACGCAUCAUACGAUCCACCGAAUUUCUCUUCAAAGAAAAAAACAUACCGCAAAACAAUCAUGAAUUUAGACUGUCGAUAAUGGUACAUACUGGAAAUGUAAUAAAAAUAAAUAGAACGUACCGAAAGCGGGGGGCGCAAACAGCAAGAAGAUGAUCAAUCAAGUUAAUGUGUAAAAUGUGCUCUCGAAAGCCAAGCCGUAAUAUAAGAGGUAUGGUACACAGCGCACAGCAGUGUGACUCUGUUUAGUGGCCUCAGCCGGGACUCGGGUGGACUCUGCUGCGCAGCGUCGGAACUAGUGACACAGUGUAUUCUUCGGUUUAGGUUUUAUGGUUAGCACACCCUUUGCGUCUCCGAAGCGGCUGCUUAUACCUGCUUCCCGUUUCUAUAUUGCUUCUCCGCGGUAGACCGCGCGUGUUCGAGUCACGACAAAUAGCACCCACCCGUUGUACUUGUAUAGUUUAAACAGUUAUUGUAUUAGCGCGAGGUUCUCAAAACAAUCGCCCGCCGCCCCAAAUGUAAUCGAACCGAAAAACGGUGUGAAAAACAUAAACACAUGAGCGUAGUAGAGCGCGCAGUUGCUGAGUAGCAUAUUAUGCUUGAAUAAUCUAUGUACCAUUCCUUCUACCAACACGGACUAACGACAAACAAAAUGGCCAGCCCAAACAAGCAAACAAGCAAACAAAAAAACCCAAGGCGGCAGAAAGCAAAAGUGCAGCGCGCAAUAGCAGCGCGCAUCUGUAAACCUCUACCACACUCAAAUUUUUGGCAACAGAAAUGUUAUUGAAAUGUUAUCAUUCGGUCACUGUUGAAAUGUUAGAAUAAAAAUAUAUGAACA
Anopheles cruzii is the source of this 8012-nucleotide messenger RNA. RefSeq names its product rho guanine nucleotide exchange factor 18 (gene cyst). Gene Ontology annotation, biological process: regulation of Rho protein signal transduction. Gene Ontology annotation, molecular function: guanyl-nucleotide exchange factor activity. The transcript is spliced from 23 exons. Lineage: Eukaryota; Metazoa; Arthropoda; Insecta; Diptera; Culicidae. Bases 1 to 4383 code for a protein of 1460 amino acids. The record is from RefSeq and is a predicted model, not a curated record.